Candoia aspera is the source of this 3134-nucleotide messenger RNA. RefSeq names its product NACHT, LRR and PYD domains-containing protein 12-like. Lineage: Eukaryota; Metazoa; Chordata; Lepidosauria; Squamata; Candoiidae. The coding region runs from base 102 to 2876 and encodes 924 amino acids. The transcript has 7 exons. Gene Ontology annotation, cellular component: cytoplasm. The record is from RefSeq and is a predicted model, not a curated record.
AAUCACUUAUGUAACACCUAGAAGAACCACAGUCCUUCUGGAUUCUACGCUAAGUGGAAUGAAGAACAUUUGCAAGGACCAAAGCCCUUCCAGAUUGUAAGAUGGCUGAUUUUGCAGGUUGUUCUCAUCUAAUCCAGGAGCACUGGGAUCAGCUUGUGCACUGGCUCAAACCGUGUCCAGCUCCUCUGCUCCAUUGGCUUCAUGUCUCUGGCAUCAUCACCCAGCUGGAGUAUUUCUCCUUGCUGGAGAUCAGUUCCAGGAAGAACCAGGUCAUUUUCAUUCUGGAGAAGGUCAGCCACAAGCCAACAGAAAGCCAAAUAUUCCUGGAGAAGCUGAAGGAACUGCAGGAGAUCUACAGCCCCAAUCUUCAGCACUGGCUGCAAGAGAAUGUGUCUAAGCCAAGCAAAGCAGAACCUUUUCUAAUUCUGCCAGAUAUGCAAAAGAACAACAGCUCAACUUUCCGGAGGGGCUUGAAUCAACAAAGCAAAGCUGCCCUGCAAAGCCACCGUCGCUUGUUGCUGACCCAGACUGAGAAGCUGCGCACCAACGUGGAAGAUACUGAGCCAAGCCAAAGUCCUGAAGUCUACUACCCUGACCUCCUGCUCCUCAACAGGCCCUAUUCCAGCCCUACCAGCCAUGACUACUUGCAGCUGGCCUCUCAUCGGGCAUGGCUCCAUUCCUUCCAUGCCUCUUCCCGCCUGGACCUGUGUCAACUUUUCUCUCCUCUUCCCCAGGACAGCUCCCCACCUCAUCGUGUGAUGCUGAGUGGCCCUGCUGGCAUCGGCAAGACUGUCACUGUCCAGAAGAUCCUCCAUUACUGGGCACUGGGCACAGCCUUCCAAGGCUUUCUUUGUGUCCUGGAUUUUUCCUUCCAGGAGCUCAGUCUCAUCACCACAACCCAGAGUUUAGAAGAGCUGAUCUGCCGUAAGUUCACACACCUGAGCAGGGUUCUCCCUGCACUGCUGGAGCGACCGAGGGAGCUCCUCCUGAUUUUGGAUGGACUGGAUGAGUUCAGGCAUCCACUGGACAGCAAACAUCCCUGCCUCUGGGCAUAUGAGUCAGCCCAUGUGAAAGAUCUGGUGUGUGGUCUCCUCUAUGGGACCUUGCUUCCUGAGUCCACCAUUUUGGUCACAUCCAGGUCUUCCAUUACCCUUCCAUCAGAUCUUUUUAACCAUCAUGUUUUCAUCCUUGGUUUACAAGAAGCACAGGUGAAGGACUAUUUCUCCAAGUUCUUCCAGAGCCCCGAACAUGGCAUGGAAGUGAUGAGCUACAUCUCAACCCACCACGGUUUAGUCAACUUUACCUUCAUUCCUCUCUACUGCUUCAUCCUCUGUACAGUUCUGGGGCAAUACUUCCCAGAUGGAGGGGUGAACCAGGCCUCCCCACCCAGCUCCAUCACUGAGAUCUAUCUCCUUUAUGUGUGCACCAUUCUGCAGUUGCACAAGCCUCCAUCUCAACAACAAGAACCAGUGAAGUGUGAUCUAGGGAGGGACAAAGACUUGUUACUGCAGCUUGGUCAGCUUGCCUAUGCUGGUCUGCUGAGGGGACAGACUGUGUUCUAUGUUGAUGAACUACAGGAGUUUGGUUUUGAUCCACAGAACCUUCCAUCUGCUUACCUGAAUCAGAUUUUCUUCAAGGAGACCAAUGAAGUCUACAGCUUCUUCCACUUGACCAUACAGGAGUUUUUGGCUGCUUUAUACUCAGUGGUUAUCUUGGACUUCAAUGCUGGGGAGUUAACCUCUUGUCUGGAUCUCUGGUGGAAUGGAAAAACUCUAGAAGAUGGAGAUACCAGUAGUCUUUUGUACCCAGCAGGGGAAUCUGCUGGUGGACUUUACAGUUAUACCUUGCAAUUCCUGAAUAGACACCCACAGUGGGACAAAUUGCAAAUGUUUUCCAGGUUUUUCAUGGGGUUGUUGACCUCUAGACUGGAAGGCAAGCUGGAAGGAUUGGUUGGGAGUUUGACAGAGGAACCAGUCAUGCUUUUGGCAGACUGGUUUGGGAAGAAGGUUUCAUAUGAAUCAGGUCAGAGGUUGCUGUCCUUGAUACAUUGCUUAGCAGAGCUGCACCAGGACGAUGUGACCCAGAAGGUAGCUUGCAAGAUGGAUGAGGUGGAUCUUUUCAAGGUGACAUUGAACUUAGCUGAUUGUGCAGCCUUGGGAUAUGUACUGAGUUGCUCAGAGUCUCAGGUGCUCCAGAAUCUCAACUUAAGUUACACCAAUAUGGGCACUGGAGGACUGAAGCAGUUGCAGGAGCAUCUCCAUCGCUGCAAAACUUUGCAAUUGCAAUACAACUCUCUAGACUCGGAAACAGCAGCAAUGGAAGCAGCCAUUCUAAGGUCCCCCCAGUGCCAUCUGAAAAAACUGAUGCUUUGUGGAAACCGCCUGAGAUCCGAUGGGGCAAGUUUCUUAUGGAGUGCCCUUCGCGAUAACACCACCCUAGAAGAACUUCACUUGGACAUUACAGACAUUACGGACAGAGGUCUCAAUAACAUUUUGGAUUCUCUAUCAGGAAAUACAACACUCAGGCUCCUAAGUGUUAUAGGGAACAGGCUUAGCCAAGCAGGCCAACGUAUCCUCUGGGAGUUGCAUCGCAGAAAACCCGAACUUAAGAUUGUCAGCAAUUUCCUGUCCGAUAUGGGUUUGCUCCAGACAUAUCUGGAUUGGGUGGAAGAGAUCAAAGUUGAGCCCAGGCAAAUGGAGUCUGUCAAGAAAGUUGGUGCACUGGACAUGAUUCUGGAAACGUUGAUGGGCACAGAUGAUUCAGAAGCUAGCCAGGAAGCUCAGGAAAAGGCUGCACAGCUAAAGAAACAGAUCUAUGCUCUCCUGAAAGAGAAGGGAGAAGAAGAAAAGAAGAGCAACAAAGCCUAUUUAAUCUGAUCUGUAAACUGGGACAAUUUUUGUGAGCCAAAGGAUACCAUCUCACAGGAGUAUUUCUUGCCUCUUCAGCUUAACCCCAUCCAUGUUUUUCAUUAAAUAGGACAAUAUUCCUUUCCUUAGCUCUUGAAUAAUAGCAAUAUAGGGACGAUCACUUACAUCAGGUUGAAUUAUUUGUCUAAAUAACCAAGAACGACCUACUCAGCAGAUCUUCAAAGUCUCAAGAAAAGAAUGCUUAUAUUGCCUCCUAGCAGUAUCUUU